Zootoca vivipara (common lizard) is the source of this 1881-nucleotide messenger RNA. The record is from RefSeq and is a predicted model, not a curated record. Lineage: Eukaryota; Metazoa; Chordata; Lepidosauria; Squamata; Lacertidae.
AUGACCUAUCGUUCCACUCUGGACCUGCUCUUUAAAUCAUAUCACUUUGUCCCAAACUACAAAUGUGGCAUUCAGAAUAAUGUCAUAGGAGUAAUCGGAGGACUUGAGCCUGAUAUUUCUUCACACUUGGCAGACAUCUUAGGUCUUUACAAGAUUCCACAGAUUUCAUAUGGUUCAUUUGAACCAGCAGCCAUUGAUCAGAUAAAGUUCCCUUCCUUUUACCGCAUGGUUCCCAACGAAGGUGUUCAGUAUCAGGGAAUUCUCCAGUUACUUCUGCAUUUCAGAUGGAAAUGGAUUGGGCUCAUUGCUUUAAAUGACAAAGGUGGAGAAACAUUCUUGCAGACCAUAGAGCCAAUACUUUCCAAGCAUGGAAUAUGUUCAGCAUUCACAGAAAGAGUUCAAAAACAUUUAUAUUUCUCAGGUGAUGUACUUGAAAUGGUUAAUGACCUACUGAAUAAUUUGCCAACUUUCAUGAUGAGCAAGGCCAAAGCAGUUAUUAUAUAUGGAGAAAGUGGAACUGUUCGAUGGUUGGGAGGUGUUAUAGGAGCAGUCAAGAUAAUUCAACAAAUGAAUCCUCGGUAUAAAAAGAUGUUAUCUCCAGAAAAGCUCCACUCAUUACUUCAAGGAAUGUCAUUCAACAACAGUGCUGGAGAUGAAAUUACAUUGAAUGAACAUGGAGAAUUGGCCACUGGAUUUGAUAUUACAAAUUUGAUCACAUUCCCAAAUAAAUCCUACGUCAGAGUCAAAGUAGGAAGACUGGACCCUCAGGCUCCUCCUGGCAAAGAAUUCACCAUUGAUGAGGCCAGAAUUGAAUGGCACAGAAGUUUGACUCAGGUACCACCCCUUUCAGAAUGUAAUAGCAUCUGCCAGCCUGGUUAUGGGAAGAAAAAGAAAGAAGGAGAGAAAUUUUGCUGCUAUGAUUGUGCUCCAUGUCCAGAUGGGAUGGUCUCAAACGAGAAGGGUAGGACCAGCUAUUUCAUGAUAGACCAGAUUGCCCAAGUUACUGAAGAUCUAUAUCCAAACAAAGACCAGGAUCUAUGCAUUCCUAAGAUUCCAAACUUCUUAGCUUUUGAUGAAACGUUGGCCAUUGUUUCAGCUACCUCUGCACUUUUAUUGUCUCUGAUCACAGCUCUAGUGUUGGGCAUCUUCAUUAAGCACAGGAAUACAGCCAUAGUCAAAGCCAACAACAGAAGCCUCACCUAUAUUCUCCUCACCUCCCUCCUCUUGUGUUUCCUCUGCUCUUUGUUGUUCAUUGGAAAACCUAAUAAGGUGACCUGCCUUCUCCGACAAACUGCUUUUGGCAUCAUCUUCUCUGUGGCCCUCUCUAGCAUCUUGGCCAAAACUAUAUCAGUGGUUUUGGCAUUCAUGGCUACCAAGCCAGGAUCCAGGAUGAGGAACUGGGUGGGGAAAAGACUGGCUUAUUCCAUAGUCCUUUGCUGCUCUAAAACUCAAGUAGUGAUAUGUGCACUCUGGCUGACAAUCUCUCCUCCAUUCCCAGAUUUUGACAUGCACUCAGUGAGGGAAGGAAUUAUAUUUCUGUGUAAUGAAGGGUCAGUCCUCAUGUUCUACUGUGUAUUGGGCUAUAUGGGUUUCCUGGCCAUUGUCAGCUUCACUGUGGCAUUCUUAGCCAGAAAGUUGCCUGACAGUUUCAAUGAAGCCAAGUUCAUCACCUUCAGCAUGCUGGUCUUCUGCAGUGUUUGGCUCUCUUUCAUUCCAACUUACCUGAGCACCAGAGGGAAAUACAUGGUGGCUGUGGAGAUCUUCUCCAUCUUGGCUUCCAGUGCUGGAUUACUGGCUUGCAUCUUUUCCCCUAAAUGCUACAUUAUUGUGAUGAGGCCUGAGUUGAACAACAGAGAGCAGUUGAUACGGAGAAAGAUAUAA